This is a messenger RNA of Danio rerio (zebrafish), 846 nucleotides long. Lineage: Eukaryota; Metazoa; Chordata; Actinopteri; Cypriniformes; Danionidae. The record is from RefSeq and is a predicted model, not a curated record.
AUGGAGGAUGAACACAUGAACGCAGCCACACCCCCACAACCCUCAACUUCACCCCACAACCCUCAACCUCCCCUCACACCUCUCAACCUCGCCCAACAACCCUCAACUUCACCCCACAACCCUCAACCUCCCCUCACACCUCUCAACCUCACCCCACAACUCUCAACCACACCCCACAACCCUCAACCUCCCCUCACACCUCUCAACCUCGCCCAACAACCCUCAACUUCACCCCACAACCCUCAACCACACCUCACAACUCUCAACCACACCCAACAACCCUCAACUUCACCCCACAACCCUCAACCUCCCCUCACACCUCUCAACCUCGCCCAACAACCCUCAACUUCACCCCACACCUCUCAACCUCACCCCACAACUCUCAACCUCGCCCAACAACCCUCAACUUCACCCCACAACCCUCAACCUCCCCUCACACCUCUCAACCUCACCCCACAACUCUCAACCACACCCAACAACCCUCAACCUCACCCCACACCUCUCAACCUCACCCCACAACCCUCAACCUCACCCCACACCUCUCAACCUCACCCCACACCUCUCAACCUCGCCCAACAACCCUCAACCUCACCCCACAACCCUCAACCUCGCCCAACAACCCUCAACCUCACCCCACACCUCUUAACCCCACCUCACAACUCUCAACCUCACCCCACAACCCUCAACCUCGCCCAACAACCCUCAACCUCACCCCACACCUCUCAACCCCACCUCACAACUCUCAACCUCACCCUACAACUCUCAACCUCGCCCCACAACCCUCAACCUCACCCUACAACUCUCAAACUCGCCAUACACCUCUCAACCUCGCCCCGCAUUUUUUGA